AAUUUGGGAGCUCCUGCUGACGUAAUGGGUAAGGUAACAAUUUCCGACCUGCACAGGGAUAUCGUUUGGAUGUCCACCUACAGUAACAGCAUGAACUUCUCAUCAUGGCUGGCCUUCCACGAGAGCUUAUCAAGUGGAUUCAGUCUCUCAGUCUUUCAGCUUCAAUUAAAAACUACAAACGUGAUUUUGCCAAUGGAUUUCUGAUAGCUGAGAUUCUGAAUAAGUACUAUCCUCACGAACCUUCGCUUCAAAUGCAUGCAUAUGAUACUGGGACCGGGCCUGCUGCGAAAAAGAAUAACUGGGAAAUGCUGGGGAGAGCAUUUGCAAAAUUAGGCAUACCUGUGCCCCGACGGAUGAGCGAAGACGUGUCCCAAGCUAAACCUGAAUCGGUUGGUUUGCUCUUGAUGGUUUUGUAUUCCCAUGUAACAAAAAAGAAAGAGGCAAACUCAGUCUUACCAAGUCUGAAGGCCUCUAAUCCUUAUGGGGUGGAGGCCGAUGAGGUGUCUCAGCCAUCUCUAGGUGAUGGGAGUGGAUUCGCGGUGAUCGAUGCACCGCCAGGACAGAUCCUACCUAGUGGUACACACAUCAAAGAAGGACUUGAAGACCACGAAAGCUUGGGAAAGGUCUCCAUUGUGCGGGUUCUGUUGAAAGCAUUAAGCAUUCACGAUCCAUCACUUACCUUCAACCGGAGCGGAUUUUCUGCGACUCAGAUACGUGACCGUCUUUGUGAACACAUUGAGAGUAUGUCUUCACACGAAGUGCACCGUAUUGAAAGCAUUCUAGUGGGCAAGGAACGGGAGAUCGUCGAGAUUCUGCAGCAUAGCCCUCCUAAUGAUAUAAGUAUGCUUCUCGAUAUUUUGAUAACAUGCAUUGCAGCUUACGAGGCAGUAGACAAGAUAUUUGUUGCUGCAAGUUGCAUCCUCCAGUUUUUUGGGCUCGCCCUUCAACAUGCGUUCUCAUCUCGAGGGGCUGCGUACCAACGCCUGUGCUCCGCGAAAGAAUUUCCGUCCUUAGUCCACCAGCUCUCCAAUCCACAUACGAUCAGUAAAAUACCUCAUAUUGUCGCAAUAUUCCACCAAUAUAUGGGAACAAAUUUACGGGAUGAAGAGAGAGUUCGAUUCUGGCUGGAAAUAAAGGCGGCGAUGAGCCGAGACACUCUGCCAACUUCUACGAUAACAAUUGGAGGAAUCCCCAGCACCAACCAAUCCGUUCCCUCUACGUGCAAUCCGUUCAUAUUCAUUUUGGCCGCUUUAAGCUUCUUGCCAAACUUGCGGGAAUUGCACGGUCCAAACCGUCAACUCACCACUCUUCACCUCAGCGAGUGCCUCACUGUUAUAAACACCCACAGACGAAGUUUGCAAGCUCCAAUGCUUAACCCUACCAUGCCGGCUGAACUUCCUGCAGCUGUACUUAUCCUGGCGUUUUUAGUCAGAGAAGUUGGUGUUGCUUUGGAUGAGCCGCUUCUUGGGGACGUAAUGGAAUGCAUUGGGAAAGCUGUUAUGGGUAGGCGGUGCUCAUCAGCUGUGCAAAAAGCCUUUGUGGCCUUUGUAGCGGCUGGCGCAAAGGCCGCGGCCCACCGAGGCAACGAUGAAGAGACAGGCUUGGAAAAGGAGACGAUGGUAAAAGCGGCUGCGGGUGUCUUGAAAUGGUUCAUGGGUGAUUCGUUGCGAGUUGCCAUUAUCCUUUCGGCUCCGUUGCUCCGCAGUUAUCCGACACUUUGUACCUCGUUUGUCCGUGGGCUGUUAAGUUUACCAGAUAGCCAACGUGUGUGGCUAUUGGACCUUGAUACCUCACGGAGCGGCGAAGACUCUGCAACGACACAUAUUAGCUGGGAUUUACCAUUCCUUCUCCCUCAACGGACAGAGGGCGUUUGUCAGACGUGGUGGCCGCUGGGUGUUAGUAUGGGAGUGGCCAAACUGGUCAAAAAUAGUCAUGCGCCCCUUCCGCUGGCAUAUAUCCAUAUCUUGCAAGCAAUCACAAAACCCACCAAUCCACAUGAAGAAUCAGUGGACCAUUGGAGCACGCUGAUGGAAUAUGUCGGUAACCCCCUGGUGGCCUCUCUUGCUGAAAAUACCACAACCGAAGCCGCCUGUUUUCUUUUGAACAAUUUCAGAAUCCUAUGUCCAGGUGGCCUGGUGAAGUACCUUCCAGCGGUGAUGGCAACCUUGAUUCAUGUCUAUCUCACCGGACGUGGCCGUUGUCAAAACGCGAUCAUACAGCUUCUAACGCACUGGGCAGGGAAAAGAAGCACUCAUUCUAAUUCCGCUGCGAGCGUGUCUGAAAAGCUGACUUCUGAUUCAAGAAGAAUUUUGAAUAUCGUUGAGCUUGAGCUUUUCAAUGGGCAGAAGCUGGAUGCAUCGGCUGCUGUACCGCUGCCUGUCUAGACAAAUGCCACGGCUUAAUGACUUGAUUGUUACUGAACAAGUCAUUAUAAUCAUCCCUAUUUCUGUAAUAUGCCACAUAUUCUUAAUCCGAUAUGAAUUAACGAAGUCUUCUCGCAAAUCGCAAUGUAAACAAAGCGGAUCGGUGAUCAUGUACGA
Spizellomyces punctatus DAOM BR117 is the source of this 2540-nucleotide messenger RNA. RefSeq lists its product as uncharacterized. The record is from RefSeq and is a predicted model, not a curated record. Gene Ontology annotation, molecular function: microtubule binding. The transcript has 11 exons. Gene Ontology annotation, biological process: regulation of cytoskeleton organization. NCBI's taxonomy places the organism in Eukaryota, Fungi, Chytridiomycota, Chytridiomycetes, Spizellomycetales, Spizellomycetaceae. Bases 105 to 2384 code for a protein of 759 amino acids. Gene Ontology annotation, cellular component: axoneme.